Messenger RNA from Botrytis deweyae, 954 nucleotides. RefSeq lists its product as uncharacterized. The record is from RefSeq and is a predicted model, not a curated record. The coding region runs from base 1 to 954 and encodes 317 amino acids. NCBI's taxonomy places the organism in Eukaryota, Fungi, Ascomycota, Leotiomycetes, Helotiales, Sclerotiniaceae. The transcript has 4 exons.
AUGCCUAGAAAAUACAAGGAGUCCAAGAAAAUUGAGGAGAUAGAGGAGGUAGAGGAAAGGGAAGAUGAGGAAUCCGAGAAAUCUGAGGACAACGAGGAAGAUGAGAGCGAUGAGGGAAGUGAGGAAGACGAAGAUGAUGAGGAAUCCGAAGAAGAUGGGUUGGAAGAGGAGGAAGAUGAAGAUGAAGAAAAAGAAGAAGGGGAAGAGGAGAGUGACGACAGCGAGGAAGGCGAGGAAGCUGAUGACGAGGAGGAAGAUGAUGAAGAGGAAAAUGAAGAGGAGCAGGCAGAUAUUACUCCAAUGACUGCUGAUCAAAUAAAGAUAGCUACGAACUUUGAUGCCCGCGAACCAACUGCGAAAGAUGCCAAGUUCCUUUGGAUAGUUCUUGAUUGCAUCGAAACUCCACCAGAUAUAAAUUGGAAUCUUGUUGCUGAGCGCUCUGAAUGCUCCAAUUCCUACAUGGCCCGUUCUCGCUUCGGUCAAAUGAGGACUCAAUUCCGCAAAAAUUACAAGGUAGAACCACAGCCGCUUAUCCCUAAGAUUACUGGAAUGCCUCCUCCAGAUGAAUAUGACGAUCCUCCUGUACUCAAUUCCAAGAAAAAAGUCCUGACCGACCCGGCUUAUAACAGACUUGUCAGACGAAAAGCGGUCAGAGUUGGCAAUCUCCAAAAUAUCGACCCCAAGAAGCCCUCGAAGUUCAAACAAAAUCGUGGCCAAGGGUACACUCUUAACAGGAACAAUGAUACUGCAGCGAACUUAAUCAUUACUGCUAAUCAGCGCCAUGACUACGACUCCGAGAACGAGUUUCAAAAUAAAGAGGAAUUCGACCUGAGCAAAUAUCAUGGGUUUGACGAAGAAACGAACACUCUUACUGUCAGCGAUCAAGGCUCCGACGAUGAAAUCAAAGAGGCAGCCCCCGUGGUCUUAGAUGGAUUGUCACACAACUUCAAUUGA